CUCAGAGCCAGAUUCUGGGCUUACUGACCAGGCGGCUGGGCUCUUCCGGGACACAUGAGGCUUACAGCCCAGAGGCUGGCGUAGGGAGGUGGCCUGGAAUACCGCAGCCACCCUGGGACCUCAGCACCCACGCCCAAGCCGACUCAGAAGUAAUGGAGAACUCCUCUGUGGCUUCAGCAUCCUCUGAAGCUGGAAGUAGCCGCUCGCAGGAAAUUGAAGAGCUGGAGAGGUUCAUUGAUAGUUAUGUUCUGGAAUAUCAAGUUCAAGGGCUCCUGACAGAAAAAGCAGAAGGAGAUGAUGAAAGUGAUAAAGCUCAGUCGAAUGUGUCACAGUGGACAGUAGAAUGUAAUGACCAACUGGAUGUCGGUGGUUCCUCGCCAAAGAAUAAAGAACCAUCUCAUAGCUACAAACAGAAUGGCAACAAAGAGGGGUCGCUGGAUGUGCUUGGCACUGACAUCUGGGCAGCUAGUACUUUCGACUCUAUAAGUGGCGCAACUUGGGAUUUGCAACCGGAAAAAUUGGACUUCACUCAGUUUCACCGUAAAAUCUGCAACACCCCAAAACAUCCACUUCCUCAGAUAGACCGUGAGGGGUGUGGGAAAGGAAAAUGUGAAGAUGGAGAUGAAAUUAACCUGAAUGACAUAGAGAAAGUACUACCAACAUGGCAGGGAUAUCACCCCUUGCCUCAUGAAGCAGAGAUUGCACACACCAAAAAAAUAUUCCGAAGAAGAAGAAAUGACCGAAGGAAACAGCAGAAAGCACAAGGGGGCAACAAACAACUACAGCAACAACACAAUGAGCAUCAACAAGUUACUGCCAAACACAACAGCAGAGAGCACCAGAAACAAUACCAAGGAGUACAAGCACCUCACUCCUCAGGCAAGCAAGGCCACCAUGCCUAUAGCCAAAACCGCAGAUGGCACCACAACCAGAAGCACCAGCCAAAUGACAAAGACCUUCAGAGAAAUGCCAAAGAAACUGAUAGCUUGAAAAUCGAGGACGACUCAGUUUGCACUGUACAUAUCCCAUUGGAAAUUACCACAGACCCAACAGAUAAACCGUCUCCCCAGACAAGCCCGAAAUCAGAAACAAAUCGAAAAAACAGUAUUCAGAACCAUGAGCGGCCUAAAGUGAAACUGCUCCAGUCUUCGAAAGACCGGCUGCGUAGGCGACUUAAAGAGAAGGAAGAAGUUACUGUUGAAUCUACUAAUCCCCAGAAGACCAAAAUGGAUAAACUAAUAGAAAUAUUAAAUAGCAUGAGGAAUAGCACCAGUAAUGUAGACUAUAAUCUCACAACCUUUAUGGAAGAAGCCCAGAACUCUGCAAACUCUGAGGAGAUGCUGGGUGAGAUAGUAAAGACUAUUUAUCAGAAAGCAGUGACGGACCGGAGCUUUGCACACACAGCCGCCAAGCUCUGCGACAAAAUGGCGCUGUUUAUGGUGGAAGGUACCAAGUUUAGAAGUUUGCUACUCAACAUGCUCCAGAAGGAAUUCUCUGUGCGAGAGGAAUUGCAUCGGUCAGACGUAGAGCGAUGGCUUGGGUUCAUCACCUUCCUGUGUGAAGUAUUUGGCACCAUGAAGAGCAGCACAGGAGAACCUUUCAGAGUACUUGUGUGCCCUAUCUACAAAUGCCUCAGGGAGUUGCUGCAGUCUCAUGAUGUCAAGGAAGAUGCCGUUUUGUGCUGCUCUAUGGAGCUGCAGAGCACUGGUCGCCUGCUGGAGGAGCAGCUGCCCGAGAUGAUGACAGAGCUAUUGGCGACAGCACGAGACACAAUGCUUUGUCCCUCUGAGUCUAUGCUGACACGGUCUCUCCUACUUGAGGUCAUAGAACUACACGCCAACAGCUGGAACCCCCUGACUCCAACCAUCACACAGUACUACAACAAAACUAUCAAGAAACUAACAGGCUGACAAAGACACCAUCAUGUCAAGGGGUUGCCAACACAAGGGGCGAAAUUCAAGGAAGCCAGAAUGUACCAAACAAACUGGGCUUGCAGACUUUUCUAUUGAAGAGACACAUUAUGAAAACAAACAGCAUGCUUGAGAACUUAUUCAACAAGGGGGAAUCAGCCUUCUUUUCAGCCCAGUCCCCUAAUCCAGACACAACCCCCCCGACACACACACACACACACUAUAUGUUCUCUCAUUUGCAUAUUCAAUAGGAUGCAGCACACGCACUAAGACAUUGUCACAGUGGGUGCAAUAGAAACGUGUAUUGAAAGACGAGUGGCUGCUAUUGUUUACACAUUAUUGUGAUGGCUUACUCUAGCCAACUGGAGACAGCUCAAAGCAGAUGUCUCAGAAAGACAAAAGAAGCUCACCAGACAUUCAUAAGUGACUGUGUCUAUUGUCAGGGAGCUGAACACCGAGGAUUUUUUUUUUUAAUAGAGCAUUGGAACAUGAAUUGACAAUUUAGAAGAUUUCACGGGUUAUUAUUUGCACUGGUUUAUUUCUUUUGAAAGAGGACAAUUUUAAUUUUAGUUGGUUGGUGGAAAGAAAGAAGAAGAAAAAAAACAAAGAACCAGGCUUGAAUUGUGUAGGUAGGGGGAUAAGGACAGUAUAUAAUGGGGAAGAUAAUAAUGUGGCUAUUAUUUUAUUAUUAUAUGGCUGCUAUGAUGUGACACAUUAUGAAGGUUUAAAAGGCAGGGCUUAAUUUUAUUAUCAGUUACUAAAAUUACGCUUACUCGCUAUAGUAAUCGUAUAGUAAUCAUUAUUUCAAAAUUGAAAUUAAAACAGCAGGUUCUGUUACUAACUCGUUCUGCCCAGGAAGUUCUGAAAAUUCUUAAUUUCCAUAAAAUAAGUAGGUAUGUUUAGAUAAUGCCAGUAAACUCCCUCAAUAAGUUAUCAAACAUUAGUUGGGUAAAAAUCCCCCUGGUUACCAGCGGAGCUGUUUUUAAUGUAUCUCGUAUGUAAUUGUUAGCCAUCUUGUGUUUUAGCCAUGACAUACUUCAUGUAAUGCGAAUACUUUACACAUUUUAGUCAAACAUUUAUAACUAAAGAAGCAUUUUUGUGGUGAAGCCAGAGACCGUGUGUAACACAUUGCAAAGCUUUAGAGAGGCCAUCUUGCAUUUUUUUUUUUUCUUAAACAUUAUCUGGUCCUGAAUUAGUUAAAGCUGAUUAACUUGCAACUUCACAAUGUUUGGGUGUAGUGAGCUUACAAUAUACAGAGUGGGUUUGUACCACUUUUAUUUGUUCUUACAGUAGAGACAUUUCUACAGUAUUUCUCUUAUAGCUCAUUUGUAUGUCAUUAAAUGCUAUUCAUGUGUA
Molecule: messenger RNA, 3266 nt
Organism: Bombina bombina (fire-bellied toad)
Lineage: Eukaryota; Metazoa; Chordata; Amphibia; Anura; Bombinatoridae
Gene: CTIF
Product: cap binding complex dependent translation initiation factor
Exons: 12
Coding region: 153-1910 (585 amino acids)
Biological process (GO): regulation of translational initiation
Cellular component (GO): cytosol
Molecular function (GO): translation activator activity; RNA binding; protein binding
Source: RefSeq, a predicted model, not a curated record